Messenger RNA from Anthonomus grandis grandis, 439 nucleotides. RefSeq names its product histone H2A. Gene Ontology annotation, cellular component: nucleosome. The record is from RefSeq and is a predicted model, not a curated record. The coding region runs from base 1 to 378 and encodes 125 amino acids. The transcript has a single exon. Lineage: Eukaryota; Metazoa; Arthropoda; Insecta; Coleoptera; Curculionidae. Gene Ontology annotation, molecular function: structural constituent of chromatin; DNA binding; protein heterodimerization activity.
AUGUCGGGUCGUGGCAAAGGAGGCAAAGUUAAAGGAAAGGCAAAGACUCGCUCUAGCCGUGCCGGACUUCAGUUCCCUGUAGGCCGUAUCCAUCGUUUACUUCGCAAGGGCAACUAUGCUGAACGAGUUGGUGCCGGUGCUCCCGUCUACUUGGCAGCAGUGAUGGAAUACCUUGCAGCUGAAGUAUUGGAAUUGGCUGGUAACGCAGCCAGGGACAACAAGAAAACUAGGAUAAUCCCAAGACAUUUACAGUUAGCUAUCCGUAAUGACGAAGAAUUGAACAAACUACUCUCCGGUGUUACUAUCGCUCAAGGUGGUGUACUGCCAAAUAUCCAAGCUGUUUUAUUGCCAAAGAAAACUGACAACAAAGCUAAAUAAGUAUUUUGCUUUACGUCAAGUUGGAAAAAAAACUAUAAAUCGGUCCUUUUCAGGACCACAA